CUCCACCGCCUCCUCUUUAUCAACUCCGCGAGCGCAAGCGCCGGCUAUUCACUCUCUACACUAGGUCAGAUCAGAGCUUAGCCGCACUCAGUCGAUGUCGUCCACGUGAGAGCCGGCAAUGUGUCAAGUGCCUCGACAAUGGUAGAAGACUCCGGCACCACCCUCCUGGAACACAAGCAGAAACCCAUCCUCAACGGCACCACCCCCCGGAAAGAGAGCGGCGAGCCCCCGGAUGGGGGCACCAAGGCAUGGCUGGUCAUGCUCGGCUCGUUCUUCUGCAACGGCAUCCUCUUCGGGGUGAUCAACUCCUACGGGGUGCUCUAUACCGAGUUCCACGAGAUCUUCAAGAAGAAGGGGUCACUUAACCCGUCCGGAGAGGCAGCAUUGGUGGGGUCCCUCGCCAUGGGCACAACGUUCCUAAUCUCGGCCGUGGCCGGCGUGUUAACCGACUUCAUCGGCCUCCGCAGAACGACCUUCCUGGGCGGCUUCAUCGCCUCCAGCGGCAUGUUCCUAUCGUCGUUUUGCGUCGACAAUAAACUAGCCCUUUACGUGACUUUCGGCGUAAUGUACGGCCUGGGGGGCGCCUUAGCCUACACCCCCUCCCUGGCAGUCCUCGGCCACUACUUCAAGAAAUACCUCGGCAUAGUCAACGGUAUUGUAACUGCGGGCAGUUCAAUCUUCACCAUUGCCAUGCCAUACGUCAUAACCGAGUGUCUCAAACGCUUCAAAAUCGAAAACACGCUCCGAAUUCUCGCCCUAAUUGCCAGCCUCAUCAUGGUUUUCGCGUUCCUCUUCAAACCGGUGCGCGAAACCGAGCGCAAGGAAAUCAACUGGAGGAACACCUUCAACGUUGGCGUGUUCCGCAACAAGAAAUACCUAGUCUGGGCGACGGUUAUAGCCGGUUCCCUGUUCGGUUACUUCGUUCCCUACGUCUACAUGCUCGAUUUCGUCAAAACCAGCUUCCCGGGCCCGGUCGACGGGAAAAUCCCGGUCCUGUGCAUCGGGAUAACGUCCGGGAUCGGGCGACUCAUCUUCGGCUACAUCGCCGAUUUCCCCAAAAUCAACCGAAUCCUCCUUCAGCAAGUCGCUUUCUUCAUUAUCGGCAUCCUCACCAUGCUCUUGCCCUCGUCCACAGCCUCGUUCUACUGGCUGAUUGCCAUCAGUCUGGGCAUGGGCCUGUUCGAUGGGUGCUUUAUCGCCCUGCUGGGCCCCAUCGCGUUCGACAUCUGCGGCAACGAGGGCGCUGCCCAGGCCAUCGGCUUCCUGCUGGGCACCUGCUCGAUGCCGCUCACCAUCGGGCCCUACGUCGCUGGGCUCAUCUACGAGAAGCAGAAAAGCUACACCAUUCCCCUGAUUCUGGCCGGGAUUCCGCCCACUGUGGGCGCUGUGGCCAUGUUCCUAACGAGGUGUAUACGGACGAAAAACGAAACGCUCAAAAACGGCACCUGUAAAGUCACAGAAUCCACGGACGUCGAAGAUGGUCCUCUAUGAUUUCCCAAACAUGACUCGACUAGUUUACACAUUUAGACAAGGUUUUUGCUUUCAUUUAUUCUGCUAGCUAUAUCGUGUCUUUAAUUUAAUCUAUUUUUUAAUGUAUUACUGCAUUUAUUUUAUAGUUUUAUACGAUUUCAUACGAUUAGGCGGUUAACAAUUUUGACAAUAAAUAUACAAUGUACAAAAAGAAUGUUGUUUGUGGCGGACGACAUGGUUUGUUAACUUAUUACAUAUCAAUGCAAAAGUUAUAUUUUAUCGAAGGACUGUACGAAAUUGUUAAUAAAAGUAUUUUAACGUU
Messenger RNA from Tribolium castaneum (red flour beetle), 1792 nucleotides. RefSeq names its product karmoisin (gene kar). Lineage: Eukaryota; Metazoa; Arthropoda; Insecta; Coleoptera; Tenebrionidae. The transcript has 3 exons. Gene Ontology annotation, cellular component: membrane. Gene Ontology annotation, biological process: transmembrane transport. The record is from RefSeq and is a predicted model, not a curated record. Gene Ontology annotation, molecular function: monocarboxylic acid transmembrane transporter activity. Bases 139 to 1491 code for a protein of 450 amino acids.